UGACACAUGAUCAGGGGUCGACCAACGUCCUGGACACCACGGCCGAACUACCCCAUGGCUACAACAACCUUACGGCACAUCACAUGAUGACACACAUCGACGGUGGCCUGUACAUGGUCUGGAGGGGCGUGGGAAACACUACGGCCACGGCAUUGGGGGGUUAUCACAUCGCCCUGGCUGUCGAUGGAGCGCCUUGGCCAAGUCAUCAACGGAGGGGAAAACAAGACUCGAUUGUUACGAAACCGCCAACUCCUGGGCCCGGCGGAAACAUCCGGGCCUCCCAAGACACGCAAUCCUGCCAAAGAGAGUAGUGAACCUCCCUAUCUCGUCCUGCCCGUUAACCUAAAGGAGCAAUAUCAACCUGGAUACCUCCCCCAAAUAGGACAAGCGCCUUCAAAUACAUGCUUCUCCAGCACGCUCGUGUUUUUCCAUCCUCGUCCUCUCCUUGGUCCAGUGGCUCCUAAGGCCCUCUCUCGUCCAUCCCCGCACACCCCUCCCCCCGGCUCCUCGAAGACGAACUGGCAAGGCCCCCCCCUUCGGCUGCUCCCGCCUCACACCUCCUCCCACAGGAGUGUCCCCUGCAGUUCUCGGCGCAGACACCGACGCAAGCCAUCAUGCCCACCAUGCCGUCCCCUGGCCCCCCGCAGACGCCAGGGAGGUGGUGUACUUUUAACAUCCGCCCCUAGAUCAUCCCAAGUCAUCCAAUCAUAAGCCAUAAGUCGUGAAACAGGCGCCCUCGUUCCCUCCCCCCCUCCUGCCCGUUCUCUCCACACACCCGUUCGUCAGCGGCCUUCUGGCGUGUCAGAGCGGAACCGCCCACACGCCCACCGUCUGAACUCCGAUAAAAGCAGCAAGAGAUCCCGCCCCAGCGGCCCGCAGCCUUGCCGCGCCUAGUGCCCGGACUUUAACGUCACGUCACCUUCGCCCGCAUGAACUCGCUCGU
Messenger RNA from Ilyonectria robusta, 943 nucleotides. RefSeq lists its product as uncharacterized. The record is from RefSeq and is a predicted model, not a curated record. The transcript has a single exon. NCBI's taxonomy places the organism in Eukaryota, Fungi, Ascomycota, Sordariomycetes, Hypocreales, Nectriaceae. Bases 184 to 711 code for a protein of 175 amino acids.